Molecule: messenger RNA, 1059 nt
Organism: Aspergillus thermomutatus
Lineage: Eukaryota; Fungi; Ascomycota; Eurotiomycetes; Eurotiales; Aspergillaceae
Exons: 4
Coding region: 1-1059 (352 amino acids)
Source: RefSeq, a predicted model, not a curated record
AUGAUCUACGACUCUACAACCAGCCGAUAUAAGGACCUAAAGCGCUUGGCUAAAUGCAGAUUCACGUUUAGGGGAAAUGAGCUAGCCUUGCAGAUUGCCAAGUUCGGCGAUCCCGGCAAUAAUGGCCCAUACACCUACAUCGUUGACGCAGGACCCGACAUACAGGCGGCGCUAAACACCAAGUUUAAAGCCGGCAAUGGAGGAAGCAUACCAGCCUACGAGAUUCGAGAAAAAAUACGCGCCAAGAAAGGACGAAGCACCGAGGAGAGAUCCAAUCCGGAACAGAUCCGCUCAGUGUAUCAUUUAUUUGGAACGAUUCAAGGCACCACAUUGGCAGCGCAUUGUCCAAUUAGUGGUGAAAUCAACUUGGCCAUGCCUCAGUGGGAUCAUGGAAAAGAGAAAAUUUGGAUGCCAUAUUCCCCUUGGGGUGGAGUGACUGCAACAGCGAAUUUCUCCCAAAACCGCGUGCUCCAGAAAGUCCCGUCCAUCAACACGAGUAUGAACCAUUCAACGAUGGCCCUUGAGGCAACCAUCUAUGGUGCCCUUUGGCACUACCGUGAGCUCAAAAGGCUCAUGUUGAACACACUUGAGUGGGGCUGGAAGGCCAACACUGUCAAAAAAAAAAUCGAGUGGCAUGUCAAACCGGCGCCCUCCACGAAGGUCGAUGACUACGACUGGCUGGGAGUGGUCAAGGGGAUGAAGGAACUCCUUCAAAACCUCAACGCGGACUCGACCGUCAAAAGUGCGGAAGCACGGGGCCCGUUGUGGUCAAUAUGCCUGGAGUCGAAAGGGGCAGCCUCCGCUGCGGCGGGAAAGACCCUUUCCCUGAACGCCAAGGGGAAAAAUUACAAGGUGAGGAUAGAGCCUUACCACCAGGGGGGCCCGACGAAGAUGGUCCAUGGGGAGACGCGGGGCCCUAAGCGGAGGGUGGUGUUCGAACGCCCCCCGGGGUGUAUCAAGUUCGAGCUCCCCUUCGGCAAGGAGUUCUCAGAUUAUGUUGUUCGGUUCUGGCCGGAGCCGGUUGACGGGCCGUGCCACUUCUGCAAGGGCAUGGAUUGA